Messenger RNA from Moneuplotes crassus, 1557 nucleotides. Lineage: Eukaryota; Ciliophora; Spirotrichea; Euplotida; Euplotidae. The record is from the annotation of a GenBank genome assembly.
UUUGGAUAAAAUGGGAGGAAAAACUCCAGAAGCUGAAGAAAUGAGCUGGGAAGUAGCCACGAGAAAGAGAAAUAGCAAAUCUGUUCAUGAGAUUUCAAGGCUCAAGUACGUGGAGAAACAAAUCGGAGUGAGUAUUAACCCUGAAGGAAAGCUAACAGGCAUGCCUGAUGUAUGGGUAGAUUUAUUAGAUUGCGAAGACCUCCUCGCAGAAGAAUCUAUUAUAGAGACAGGCUCCUUACCACAAGAUGUAGUACCCCUGGUCGAUACUAAUAUUAAGAAAUAUAUUAAAGAGACUAAGCCAGGAAAGUUUAUCGUUUCUCUUCCUGACGAGACAGAAGAUGAAAAGGAAGAAGCAAAAAUACCUGAAAUAGAAGUUGAACUUGACGAGAAUGCAGAGGAAGGCAUGACUGGACUCACUUCCGAGCAAAGAUCUGAUUUUAAGCAAGCUGGCUUAACCAAGAAAGAUGUGUCAGAAGAUCCUCUUAGUGUUCUGGAAACACUAACUUUAAUGAGGAGACAAAAGACUGGAUCAAUCCAUCCUCUGCCUUCUAACUCUGAAUAUCGGAAAUAGGGAGAAGGAGAGUAUCUCAUUCAUCAAAACAGAUCCUUCCCAAGACUACAUAAUUCUGAAUGAGCUUGGAGAGGGUGGUUUUGGAAAAGUCUACAGAUGUGUAAAAAUCGAGGAUAAAGAAGUCUAUGCACUAAAAUACAUUGACAUCACCUCAAACAAGCAGAAGAUCUAUAUCGGAAAUGAAAUUACAAUUAUGAAAACCUCUGAUCAUCCUAACAUUGUCAAUCUACAUGACGUCUAUCUUUAUAAGGGUAGAAUAUUCAUGGUCAUGGAUUAUCUCGAUGGAGGAUGUCUUACUCCAGUAGUCGAAGACAUGAAGCUGGACAUCCCGGAAAACGUCAUUGCCUAUAUUCUAAGAGAGGUUUUACAAGGUAUCUACAGCUUGCAUAAGAGAGGAAUUAUCCAUCGAGACAUUAAGAGCGAUAACAUUCUUAUUGAAAAAGAUACAGCUGCUAUAAAACUUACGGACUUUGGAUAUUCUUGUCAAUUAACCCAAGAAAAAUAGAAUGAGAGAAUCUCGAGUAGGUACCCUAUACUGGAUGGCACCUGAACUGUUAAAAAGUGACAAUAAGUAUAAUGAGAAAUGAGAUAUAUGGAGUUUAGGAAUUUUCGCAUUUGAAUUAGCCCAAGGCUUCCCUCCCUUCCCUAAGCAUGGGCAGCAAAAGACAAUAUAUCAUAUCUUAUCAAAGCCUUCUCCAACUCUAAAGCAUCCAGAGAAAUGGAGUGAUUUAUUCAACUCCUUCAUUGAAUGCUGUAUGGUCAAAGAUUAUAAUGAGAGACCAUCAGCAGCAGAAUUGCUAAAACACCCCUUUUUGAAUUCAGAUCUUGACUAUGAAAAUGCUAAAGAAGAGUACAUGGAGUUUAAAGCUGAAGUACUCAAAAGGUUAGGAAAGAUUGCAGAGGAUCAUGAAGGUGAUGAGUUCUCUCAUCUAGACACAUCAGUUGAUAAAAGGCCUCGUUCCAAAACGACUAAAGUUGUGAAAUAA